CUGCGACUUGCUAAUUAUUAACUGGGUCUUGCAUCCAGCUCCGAAAAGACCCUAGAAUCCGGCGCCUGCCGGAUUUGCAAAGAAACGCAUUCAGCUUCAGCAGGGUGAUUCUAGAUAUCGCGGAGGGUUCGAAAGCCUUGUACGCUUGCCACAGAAGCAGUACACCUUGUAUCACUUCAUGCCUCAGUGAUUCUGUGUCCCAUCAUUACUGCGCUGGCAACUCAAUUCCCGGGCGUAAAAAAACAUCCGUUCACAUCAACGUUUCCUAUCCCGACCACCUGCGACCGAGUUCCGACGCCGUUCUCCCGGCUAAGCUCAUUCCCGCGGUAGCGCCCUCGGCCUCAUGCCCGCGCCCCGGUCAAUCCCUUAUAGGGCCAUCAUCGACCACGCUUCAGGUGUCGCUUUGGCCGCCACAGGAGAUAUCUCUGAGCAAUCCCUUCACUGAUAGGACAAUCUCCUUCAGUGAGCCGGAUGCUGUGAUGCAGCAGCACGACGGAAGACGAGUCGAAUCAGCGGAGUGCGGGCAUAUUCUCAUAGUACGAGCGAGGAAGUGAAAUGAAGCUGCGCUUAAUCUUCCCCCUCCGUACCUGGAAUAAGCUGAUAUUCUCGGUAUUGUGGAGAUUGGUGACUGUGAGGGUUGCUGGGUAAACGUGUAUCGAAGCGAUCAACGGCGAUGUCGUUUAGGGCGGAGAUCGUUACGAAAUAUGAACUGGUGUGCGUGUGUCCUUGAUCCAAGAGGAGGUCGAGCUGGCUGACCUUCCGCUCCGCUGGAGGCGGUAUGGCUGCACUUCACGGUUCGUUAGGGAGUCAGGUGCAUACGAUCAUGUUGAAGCCAUCGACGGGGAUAUCAUCUUGGGUACGGAUAUCGUUAAUAUGCCGCAAAAGGUGUCAGGAAAGUAUGCUCUUGAUUUAGAGGGAAUCCCAUCCAGGUUAGCAGAGAGCGUCGUUGAUGAGCUGCAGGAGCUGUUGCGAACAGGCGCUCGACCUGUCGGACAAGCCGAGCAUGGGAGACAUACAGACCAGGCUGGGCCGGCGCUGGGCCGGCUGGGCCUGUUGUAGCUGAGAUAUCGGAUGACAGCAA
Molecule: messenger RNA, 1081 nt
Organism: Dacryopinax primogenitus
Lineage: Eukaryota; Fungi; Basidiomycota; Dacrymycetes; Dacrymycetales; Dacrymycetaceae
Exons: 1
Coding region: 874-1059 (61 amino acids)
Source: RefSeq, a predicted model, not a curated record